Molecule: messenger RNA, 1225 nt
Organism: Ananas comosus (pineapple)
Lineage: Eukaryota; Viridiplantae; Streptophyta; Magnoliopsida; Poales; Bromeliaceae
Product: haloacid dehalogenase-like hydrolase domain-containing protein Sgpp
Exons: 4
Coding region: 16-864 (282 amino acids)
Source: RefSeq, a predicted model, not a curated record
GACGAUUGAGUUGUCAUGAUUGUGUGGCAAAUUGUCAUCAUAUCUAGUUGGGCUCUACUUAUCGGUCCUGCAUUGCGUGCAUCUCAUGUUCUGUUAUUGUGCAAUGAUUCAGAAGGAACAAGUGUAACCAUUUCUGUUUCCUGUAGCAAAUGCCCUUUCUCAAAACUUGCACCGUUGGAAGCGAUACUCUUCGAUAUAGACGGCACAUUAUGCGAUUCAGAUCCUAUUCACUACUACGCUUUUCGAGAAAUGCUACAAGAGAUAGGUUUCAAUAACGGCGUCCCCAUAACUGAGGAAUUCUUCGUCGAGAAAAUCAGCGGUAAAUUCAAUGAAGAUAUUGGCAGAGCAUUAUUUCCGGAUGGUGAUCAUGAACGGGCGGCGAAGUUCAUGGAUGACAAGGAAGCUAUGUUUCGCAGGCUAGCAUCCGAGCAAUUAAAGGCAGUAGAUGGCCUUCACAAGCUGUGCGAAUGGAUCGAGGAACGUGGAUUGAAGCGCGCAGCAGUGACUAACGCUCCGAGGGCAAAUGCAGAACUUAUGAUCUCAAUACUCGGUCUCACUGACUUCUUCCAGUUUCUUGUAGUGGGUAGCGAGUGCGAAAGAGCUAAGCCAUUCCCUGAUCCUUACUUAGAGGCCCUCAAUUUUCUCAAAGCAUCCCCUAAUCACACAUUUGUAUUUGAGGAUUCUGCGUCGGGGAUACAAGCUGGCGUGGCUGCAGGGAUGCCUGUGGUAGGCCUGGCGACAAGAAAUCCCGAGAAGUUACUGAAGGAGGCAGGAGCGAGCUUGCUGAUAAAGGAUUUUGAGGAUCCAAACCUUUGGGCCAUACUUGGAGAAUUAGAUCACAUUGGCAAGAAAAGAGAAGCUUGAUUUUUGAGAUGGUAUGGUCCCCGACAACUUUUACGAGAACAAAAAGAAUCAGAUAAGCAGCGCAGGACAUUCAUUAUCUAUAGAAACUUGAUAUUUUUUAACUAGCUUUAGUCCAAUAUCAAACUAUGAUUAUACAUUCAUAAGCCUUUUCUAACGAAAUUGGCGAUGUUGUAUUUAAGUAUACAUUCAUAAGCCUUUUCUAACGAAAUUGGCGAUGUUGUUGUAUUUAAGUAUGUAUUAUCACAGGUUUCAUUCUGUCACAAUUGCUAAUGUAUCUUAGAACUAAGUACAAUCUCUUUUGUGGACUGUUAAAAAGACAAAACCUUGUAAAUCUUAAUACAAUUAAUGUCUCUUGAUUAAA